Messenger RNA from Myotis davidii, 2279 nucleotides. RefSeq names its product zinc finger, CCHC domain containing 5 (gene RTL3). Gene Ontology annotation, molecular function: nucleic acid binding; zinc ion binding. The transcript is spliced from 2 exons. Lineage: Eukaryota; Metazoa; Chordata; Mammalia; Chiroptera; Vespertilionidae. The record is from RefSeq and is a predicted model, not a curated record. The coding region runs from base 265 to 1716 and encodes 483 amino acids.
CUUCCCUCCUCAGCGAUGGGUACACAGACAGCAGAGCUCCUGGACUGUCUCUGAACGUGUAUCAUCAGAUACCUCUCUUUGCUGAUCCCCGGAGGCUCCCAGUGACCUCCUGUUAAUCGAUCUUGGUGGGGCCCAAAACCCCACCUCCUGAAAAAUUUAAGGAGGCUGACAUCUGCCUGCGGGGAGCUUUUAGAAAAACCUCACAAAAGCCCACCCAAUCUCUCUUGGCAGCAAACUGCAAAACCAAGCCCAUUUCCUCAAAAGAUGGUGGAGGACUUAGCAGCCUCCUAUAUUGCUCUGAAAUUGGAGAAUGAAAUUCUCCAGGCCCAAGUGCAGAGGCUGAUGGAAGAAAAUGCUGCCCUGCAGGCCCAGAUCCCAGAGCUCCAGAAGCCCCAAGCAGCCAAGGAGGAUGAAUCCGUCCAGAAGCCCACAGAGGCCCAGGAGCCCCCAAAACCCUCAGAGCCCCUGGAAACUCCAGCAGCCUGGGAUCAUACAAAUCCCCCAGAGUUUGAAGAGCCCCAGAAGCCCAGAGAGCCCCAGUCGCUUCCAAUUGUCCAUGGACUCUCAGCAGCCUGUGUGUCCCAAAAGCCUCCAGAGGCUAAGGAGCUGGAGAAGUUCCCAAUGGCCCUGGAGGUCCACAAGCCCUUUGAAGUCAAGGAGGUCCAAGAGCCCCCUCAUACCAAAGAUGCCCUAAAAGCCGAGGAGGCCCAGAAUUUAGAGCUCCAGGAUCUUCCAAAUGCCCAAGAUCCCCAGGAAAAACCAGAAUGCCAGGAGACCUCAACACUCCUGGAGCCCCUGGAGCUUCAGGCUCCCAAGAAGCCUCUUCAGUCUUGCAUGCCUCAGGCCCCCCUGGAUCUUUCAGAUGCCCAGGAGUUCCUAGAGCUCUCAGCACCUCAGGAGUCCCUGGAGGGCCUAAUAGCUGCUGAGACAUCAGCCACUUCAGAGUUUCCACAGUCCCCUAGUGGGUUGGAGGCUGAAGUUUUCCCCUUAGAAUACCCUUUAGCCUUCAAUGGGAAUUCCCAGAAGUUUCCUGAAUUCCUGGUUCAACUGAAUAGUUACAUGAGAGUCAGAGGGCACCUGUAUCCCACUGAAGCAGCCUUAGUGAGCUUUGUUGGUAACUGCUUCUCAAGUGAGGCUGGAAAGUGGUUCCAGCCCUUAGUAUAUAUCCAAAGACCCCUGCUGGAGCAAUUUGAAAGUUUCAUACAAGUGCUCCAGGAUACUCUUAACAAUCCAGAAAACAUGGAAGAUGCCAACCACCGCAUCCGUCGGCUUUGCCAAGGGGAGGACCCUGUCCACCAGUAUGUGACCCACUUCCACCUCAUUGCUCAAAAGCUAAACUGGGGUGAAAGUACUCUCUGCAUCCAAUUUCAAGAAAGCCUUGCUAGUUCUAUUCGAGAAGAACUGUCUUCCACAAGCUCAGCCACUAACCUAUCUGAUCUGAUCACCCAGUGCAUCAGCCUUGAAGAGAAGCUAAAUGUUAAGCCUGAUCCAAAUCCACAAGGUACAAUUCCCUCUGAGGAAAGAGCUGGGCCUGAGAAUCAACCACGGCCUGUGCAGGCUGCCAGCAAUCGCCCACGCCUCUGUGAAGCUGAACGGGCUCGGCGCCGUGAAGGCCACUUGUGCCUCUACUGUGCUCAUCCUGGUCAUUUUGCCAGAGAUUGCCCUGUCAAGCCUCAUCGUGCCCAGCAGGCGGGAAACAUCCAGGCCCGGCGGUAAGGGGGAACCCGGGCGGGCCAAUCUACAAAUAUGCAUCCCCCUCACUUCCAAUAUCCAUGUCCCGAACCCUAUGGCUUACUGUUGAAAUUCGACUUGGAAGACGACAGUUCUUUGAGCAAGCAAUGGUGGACUCAGGCUCCUACAGAAACAGCAUUGACCAUUCCGUGGUUCUUCGAGAGAAGCUGCCCAUCCGCAAUAACAUCUUCCCUCUGAUGCUUGAAACAAUAGAUGGCCGUCCACUGAUUAAUGGACCCAUAACUAAGGAAACACCACCUGUCGAAGUUAAAAUUGGAAACCAUGUUGAAGAGCUACAGUUUGACAUUAUUCAUGCACCACGAUACCCUCUGAUUCUUGGAAUCCACUGGCUUGAAACACAUGACCCAAACAUAGAGUGGAGUACCCGCACUGUGUCCUUUCCAUCUCGUUAUUGUCACUACAAUUGCUUCAGGCACAGAUGGAAUAGAAGACAUUGUGAUGAAAUCAUUGCUGGGUAGAUUCUUUGUCCUAGUAACUGCUCCUGGCAACCUGUCUUCUAUUACCUCAGUUGUCAUCAGAAUCUCUAA